CAAGAACAAUAUGGCAGCCCCUCCAGCACCUCAGCCUCCAAGUCUGCUCGGCUACCACCGGGUUCUCUCGCCCUUGGCCGGAAUCCGCGUCUCCCCGCUCUGCCUGGGCACUAUGCAUUUCGGCGGGCAAUGGACGCGGGCAAUGGGCGAUGUGACCAAAGAAACGGCGUUUGCCCUCCUCGACCGGUUCUACGAAGCCGGCGGGAACUUCAUCGACACGGCGAAUUUCUACCAGGGUGAGGGCAGCGAGAAGUGGCUCGGGGAGUGGGUGGCAUCGCGCGGGAACCGCGACGAGCUCGUCCUCGCGACCAAGUACACGAUGUCCUACAGACUGACAGGGCCCGAGAAGAUCAAGUCUAAUUUCCAGGGCAGCCACUCGAAGAGUCUCCGUCUGUCGGUCGAGGCUAGUCUGGCUAAGCUCCGCACGGACUAUAUCGAUCUGCUGUAUGUGCAUAUGUGGGAUUUCUCUACGAGCGUCGAAGAGGUCAUGCAGUCGCUGCACCAUCUUGUUGCCGCAGGCAAGGUGCUCAAUAUUGGGAUCAGUGAUGCCCCGGCGUGGGUUGUCGCCAAGUGCAAUGAGUACGCACGGUUUCACGGCCUCACUCGCUUCUGUGUCUACCAAGGCCGCUGGGCAUGUUCCUACCGCGACUUUGAGCGCGAGAUCCUUCCUAUGUGCCAGUCUGAAGGGCUUGCGCUCGCACCCUGGGGUGCUCUCGGCCGCGGCCAGUACAAGUCGGCCGAAGAGUUCCAGCAAGAAGGGACGCGGAACAUGGGCCCCCAGGAAGAGAAGCACCGGCUGAUGGGCGCAAAGCUGACCGAGGUUGGGGAGCGCAAAGGCGUGGCCGCGGCUGCGAUUGCGCUCGCAUACCUGCUUCACAAGUCGCCGUACGUUUUCCCGGUGAUCGGGUGCCGGACGGUCGAGCAGCUGGAGGCGAAUAUUACGAGCCUCGGUGUAGAGCUCAGUGAUGAGGAAAUCUACGAGAUUGAAGACACGAUCCCUUUUGAUGUCGGCUUCCCCAUGGCGUUCUUAUUCGAAUCGCCCCAGCAGAAGUACCGUAGUGAUAUGACGACCAGGCAUAUCUGGCAGGUUACCUGCAAUGCCCGGAUCGAGAGUGUGCCUAAGCCGAGACCUAUCGAGCCAAAGCAGGGGUACAAGCAGAUGGAUCGGAAGUAG
Aspergillus nidulans FGSC A4 is the source of this 1174-nucleotide messenger RNA. Its product is annotated as putative norsolorinic acid reductase stcV. Lineage: Eukaryota; Fungi; Ascomycota; Eurotiomycetes; Eurotiales; Aspergillaceae. The record is from RefSeq and is a predicted model, not a curated record. Bases 11 to 1174 code for a protein of 387 amino acids. The transcript has 3 exons. Gene Ontology annotation, biological process: toxin biosynthetic process; sterigmatocystin biosynthetic process.